Molecule: messenger RNA, 393 nt
Organism: Rangifer tarandus platyrhynchus (Svalbard reindeer)
Lineage: Eukaryota; Metazoa; Chordata; Mammalia; Artiodactyla; Cervidae
Source: the annotation of a GenBank genome assembly
GGCCACAUGUACCAAGAGGUCAACGAGCCCCAGGAUGAUGACUACCUGUAUUGUGAGGAGUGUCAGAACUUCUUCAUCGACAGCUGUGCUGCCCAUGGGCCCCCAGCCUUUGUAAAGGACUGUGCAGUGCAAAAGGGGCACGCCAACCGCUCAGCACUCACUCUGCCCCCUGGAUUAAACAUCAGACUGUCAGGCAUCCCUGAUGCUGGGCUUGGAGUGUGGAACGAGGCAUCCGAUCUGCCACUGGGCCUGCACUUUGGCCCCUAUGAGGGCCAGAUCACAGACGACGAAGAGGCCGACAACAGUGGAUAUGCCUGGCUGAUCACCAAAGGGAGAAGCAGCUACAAGUAUGUGGAUGGAAAGGACACGUCUUUGGCCAAAUGGGUGAGGUGA